Messenger RNA from Lampris incognitus (smalleye Pacific opah), 624 nucleotides. It is a transcript of the gene coxfa4a, whose product is annotated as NDUFA4 mitochondrial complex associated a. The coding region runs from base 141 to 389 and encodes 82 amino acids. Lineage: Eukaryota; Metazoa; Chordata; Actinopteri; Lampriformes; Lampridae. The transcript has 4 exons. The record is from RefSeq and is a predicted model, not a curated record.
CUGGAUGGAGGAGCUCCCCGGUGUCUUCCUGCGCUCUCAGCGCACCUUCCGCAGACGGCAGCAGCUGCACGCUGGUUAAGCUGUUAACCCGUUUGCUGCCGAACAAUUUUGGGAGCGGUCGACACUCGCUUAACGCCAGAAUGCUAAGCACGGUCGGAAAACAACUCAGGAAUCACCCAGCCCUGAUCCCCCUUUUCGUCUUCAUUGGUGGGGGGGCCACCAUGUCCAUGAUGUACCUCGCUCGGCUGGGGUUGAGAAACCCUGAUGUCUGCUGGGAUCGCAAGAACAACCCAGAGCCUUGGAACAAAAUGAGCCCAACAGAUCAGUACAAGUUUUACACAGUGAACAUGGACUACAGCAAGCUGAAGAAGAACGGGCCUGACUUCUAAGAUCAUAUCUACUGGCAGAUGCCUGACCAAAGGCUUGCAGAAAUGAUGACUCUUCGCAGCUCUUGAAGAACAUCCUCCCCAGACUUAAGAUGUGAAGGCUAAAUCCGCACAAUGUUUAUCUAUUUGAGUUUCUUCCAUCACAUCUCAUUGACUUUUUUGAAACCUGCCAUUUUUUCUUAAUUUAUGGUGGUUGUCAAUAAAAUGGAGAUUUUUCUCCAGCAUACAAAGAAAAGAA